This is a messenger RNA of Anopheles maculipalpis, 704 nucleotides long. It is a transcript of the gene RpL24-like, whose product is annotated as probable ribosome biogenesis protein RLP24. The record is from RefSeq and is a predicted model, not a curated record. Gene Ontology annotation, biological process: ribosomal large subunit biogenesis. Gene Ontology annotation, cellular component: nucleolus. Lineage: Eukaryota; Metazoa; Arthropoda; Insecta; Diptera; Culicidae. The transcript has 2 exons. The coding region runs from base 117 to 704 and encodes 195 amino acids.
GGUCCUUUUUGACAGCAACAACACGCGUGUUCGGACGGCAUAAGUAGUGGGAUAGAAAUUUUAACAAAUUUCUACCCGUUUUGUGUGCCUAAAAGCGUUCCAAAAACGCUGCCACCAUGCGUAUCGAGACGUGCUUUUUCUGCUCGAACAAAAUCUAUCCCGGGCACGGGAUGGUUUUCGUGCGAAACGAUUGCAAAGUAUUCCGAUUCUGUCGCUCGAAAUGCCGCCGUGCGUUUAACAAAAAGAAGAACCCGCGCAAGAUCCGCUGGACCAAAGCGUACCGCAAAACGAACGCGAAGGAGCUUACCGUCGAUCCGAGCUUCGAGUUCGAGAAGCGGCGCAACGUGCCGGUCAAGUACGAUCGCGAGCUGUGGAACAAAACGAUCGAGGCGGUGAAGAAGAUCAACGAAAUCAAGCACCGGCGCGAGUGUCACUUCGUGAUGGAACGUUUGCGAAAGGCACGCGAGUACGAGAUACAUCGGGACAUUGUGGAUGUGCAGAAGAACAUUGCUCUUAUCCGUUCGCCCGCCAUUGGGCUGAAGGAGCGCCGGGCGAAGGAGGAAGCACAGGAAUCUGCCCUCUUGAUGGACGUGGAGGAAGGAGAAGGCGAGGAAGAGAUCCAGUACGUCGAUGCCCGCAAGCUCGAGAAGCAGCUGGAAGAGUCGGCCGCACUCGCGGAUGAGGAGGAAAUGCUGCGAGCGUAA